AUGCUCGUCGCCAUCAUCUCCACCUUCCUAUCGACUCUCGGCCAACAAACCAUUGGCCGCAUAUUUCCUAUCGCUAUCAAUCCUAUCUGGAAUUAUUUCUAUCGACCCUCACGAACAGGGAUGGAUGACGUACCAAAAACCUGGGUCUCGUGCGACAGGCUCCCUCUUCUACCAACGACUGACCGGACUGAGUUUAACCGCGGAAGAUGUAUAGUCUACGGCUAUCCCUCUACUGGCGGGGUUCUUGUCAAAGAGGCUGAUCUUCUUGAUAUGCUCUUCUUAUCACUCCCUCGCUUUGAGAAAUCACAGCGGUCAUCUAGUGCCGACGAAGAAGACAGAUUCUGUAAUCUUUUGCGACGGACUGGUGCUAAGUGGUGGUUAAGUAAAGAGGAUAUGUUAGAGGCGGAGGUAGGCUCGAGGUUUAUGACGGAGGAGGAAGAAAAGAUGCUAGUGUUCGGUUGGCCGACGGAUAACGUGGGCGUGUGGGUGUUAAGAUUUGAGAGUUCCAGGCAACGCCCAAGAGAUUUUGGGAGGAUACAUUUCGCGAUGAACAUGGAGGAGAAGAUAGAAAUUAUGAAAGAGUACGACGCCACGUUUGUUGAAGAUAUCAUGCAGGUGGAGGAACUUCGUGAUUACUGA
Molecule: messenger RNA, 639 nt
Organism: Penicillium manginii
Lineage: Eukaryota; Fungi; Ascomycota; Eurotiomycetes; Eurotiales; Aspergillaceae
Exons: 1
Coding region: 1-639 (212 amino acids)
Source: RefSeq, a predicted model, not a curated record